GGGGCGGAGACGGAAGCGGCUCCCGAGCGCGCGCGGAGGAAGUGUGGUCCCGGCGGCGCUCCGUCCUGCCGGCGGCCGCCAUCUUGUGCGGGGGGCGGUGGUAGCGCUGCGCAGCGCGGAGGAGCGGCGGUCGCGCCUCCCUCUCCCGCCCGUCCUGCUGCCGCGGCGCCAUGUCUGCCGAGAGCCCCGAGCCCGCCUCGGCCGAGGAGCAGAAGGAAAUGGAGGAUAAGGUGAUCAGCCCAGAGAAAGUUGAAGAAGCAAAAUUGAAAGCAAGAUAUCCUCAUCUGGGCCAGAAGCCCGGAGGCUCAGACUUCUUGAGGAAGAGGCUUCAAAAAGGACAAAAAUACUUUGAUUCUGGUGAUUACAACAUGGCUAAAGCAAAGAUGAAGAAUAAGCAACUGCCUACUGCAGCACCUGACAAGACAGAAGUCACUGGUGACCAUAUUCCUACUCCACAGGAUCUUCCACAGCGGAAACCAUCUCUUGUUGCUAGCAAGCUGGCUGGCUGACGAGAACAGCUGAACUGCAUGAUUAUUCUCAUUCCUGUUAUUUUUCCUGAAUAGUUAUUUCUCACCCUCACAUCCCCCUUUUUCUUUCUUACACUAAGUCAUGAGACUGACAGCUUUGCAGGUAGCGAUAGCAUGUGCUGCUAUUGUAAGGGAGUACUGUUAAGAGUGAAACGUUUAGUAUUUGAACUAGUUAAGAACAAUGCACUGAAUAAAAAGGACAAGUUUGGUUAGAGCAAUGUAAUCUACUUGAAAAUGUACAUAUUUGCCCAUUUCCUAGUGUAGGACUGGUUCCAGCAAGUGACAUCGCAAAUUUUACUUCUAAUGUUUCUGCUUUUGUUAUUUCAUCUUAAUUACAGCAUAUUUGUAUUUAAUAUAACCUCCAGUUGUGUUGGGUUUUUCUUCCGUGUUUGAGUUUGUUGUCUAAAAUAGAGGUUUAGACCACAAGUUGCUAGAUGGUAAAGCAUGUAUUAAAACAAAGACCAGGGCUCUGAUUGAAUUUUGUUUCUGCUUUUGAACUUGAACGGCCUUAAACCUGUUUCAGCUUUAACAAUAGAGUUUUUACUUGGGCAAUAUUUGCCCAUUUGGUGUAACUCUUGUGAAUCUAGUGCUUAUUGACAACUGCCUGUUGAAGCUGGUAUUCUUUUCAGUUCUGUAGCUUAGGACACACUUUUGUUGAAGAUGUGAAUGAAGUGUGCAUGUGCAUAGACUGUUGAAUUCACUUUUGUGCCAUUUUUGUAAAUACAAUAGUUUUGCACAACCUUUUGCAAACGUCUAUUAGUUUUACAUUUUAAAAAGCAGAUAAUGUGCCAAUCAAAGCACAAGUGAUUAUGUAUCUUUCAAAGUCUUGCCCUGAAACUAAGAGCCCAGAAUCUUGCUACUGAAAGUUAAAAUUGUAUACCUGAAAUUUGGGAAACACAUUUACACUUGACUAAGCCUUAUGCUUCUGCAGUUGUAUAUUUUGAUUUUGCAACAGUGUCCAGCAUUCAAAUCUAAAUCUGGAGUUUGUACCUAUAUUUGGAGACAAAUGCCCUUUCAGUUCAGCAAAUCUUCAAGCUUUUAAAGCUGAAAUGCUCUAUCUGAUGACAUGGAAGAUGGAUAAAUGUACUGUUUUAGCAAGUUUUCUGUGUGGCAAACACCAAAUCUAGGCUUGCUGAGGUUUGAUAUGCAAUUGGUUUUGGGCUAUUUUAGACUUCCAGAAGGAGAAAGCUAUAAUUUUUGUUUUCUUGGGCUCCUGAAGUGGUAGUCCUCAUUGGCUUUGGAGAAACAAAGAACUGGAAGUGGUAUUUAUACAGUGACCUAUAGAGAUAUAGGUAACUUUUCAUGUCAGAAAAUAGGAAUGAACUUCAGUUCAUGAUGCAGGUCAUAAGUACUAGAUAGCCAAAAUACAUAGUUGAUAUAAGGCAGGUAACUUGAUGCGUUUAAAAGCAUGUUUAUUCAAUGAAAACAGAAUACUAAAAGCACAGUGUGAUCCAUAAUGUAAUUGAUUUUCAUAUAGGUAAAUAUAGCCUUGAUCUUGGGGAGUUUAGAAACAAAUUUUAAGAUCAAUUUACUGAAUACCUUUUUCUUGAAAGCAACAGUUCUGAAACAGCCUGCUGUAAACAGAACACUAAUGUGGGUACUACAAAACACUCUUAAAGAUGCGUGUUUUCAGAAGGAUGUACUUUUAUUGACAUAUUCAGAAAGGUCUUAGAGGAUAAAGGACUGCCAGCUGAAAAAGAACACUGGCCCAUAUCUUGUGUAAUGCUCUCUUCUAAAGACAAACAUAAGAAAAUGAUCAAGAAAAAAUGAAUAAUCUUAAUUUGGUCCUAUUUUGAUCAGAAUAUGGGCAAAGCAUUAUUGGUGUCUGUAUAAUGUCUUUGGUUCAGAGAAGUCAUUCUAGAUAAUUUUGAAAUUGAUAACCUGGUUCUCUUCAAGUCUAUAUAGCACUUUUCUAGUAAAUAAAUGAGUUCUGUCAAAUCUGUCCCGAUUCCUUAUCGUCCACCAAUAUUAUAAAAAAAAAGUGACUUUUGCAGAACAGGUUGGAAAAAUGAACCUACUUGACUUCUUUAAGUAAGAAAGUAGUCUGGGACAAUAGCAGGGAAGCUGGAUAUAUUGAAGCAAACUAUAGAUGUUUGUCCUAAUGUGAAAAUCCCUCUUUAUUUUUGUAUGUAUAAAUGAAAUUGGAACUUAAUGAUAGUACUGGGCCUGAAACAAAUUUUGAACAACUUAAGGUGACUUGCUAUGUGUUUUCUGGUGCCACUACUCUGUAGCUCACAGAAGGUGAGCUUGAUGUUUGGGAAGGUUUCAAAAUAAAAAAUAGCCAUGGAAAUUUAAACACUCCACUCACUUAGUUACAACUUAACUGGUCCUGCUGGUUGAACAGCACAAACUUCUGAUGUUCACUCAGUGACUUGCAGUUCUUAAUAAUACUACAAAUUCAGCUCUGAAUAUAUUAUCCAUGUGUAUAUUUGAAGUACUGUAAUACUAACUAGGUCAAUGACUGAUUAUGAGCCUUCACAUCUGACAGACCUCAGCAGCAGGCACAGCUAUUUUGGUUCUAUACACUGUAUAAAACUCAAGUCCUAUAAUCACUUAACAGUAAAUCAAACAUGACUGCAAAUCGAUGCUUACUUGCAGCUUACUCCAGCAAGAUAACUCAGCUAUCCAAACUUAUGUACAUAAUGUAUUAUAUGAGUUUUACCAUUUGAUAAUUGCCUUUUUCAAAGAAAACCUGUCCACACUGUAGACUGGCAGUCCCUUUCAUAUCUUGCCUUUAAAGAUAGAAGUGUUUAGUUAUUAGAGUAGUACUCAUGUAGGCUUAUAAUAGCAGAUAGCACCAACAUUUUAUUUGAGAUAGUGAAGUGGAUUAAUUACAACUUCACAGAUAUGUCCCCAAAUCUGUAACACCAAAGGCUUCCCUCUCAUUGUUCUUGAUAUAGUAGGACAGUGUUUGUGUAAAGGCCACAGGAGUACACUUUGUUGGACGUACUUACACUCAGUCGAGAUGUUAAGGUGAUAAAAUCGUCAAUUGUUCUUUACAAACUUACACAUUGUAUAGUAUACAGAAUAAAUUGAUCUACUUAGUUUUUAUUGCAACAUG
This is a messenger RNA of Melopsittacus undulatus (budgerigar), 3588 nucleotides long. RefSeq names its product cAMP regulated phosphoprotein 19 (gene ARPP19). The record is from RefSeq and is a predicted model, not a curated record. Gene Ontology annotation, molecular function: protein phosphatase inhibitor activity. The coding region runs from base 171 to 509 and encodes 112 amino acids. Gene Ontology annotation, cellular component: cytoplasm. Lineage: Eukaryota; Metazoa; Chordata; Aves; Psittaciformes; Psittaculidae. The transcript has 3 exons.